Nerophis lumbriciformis (worm pipefish) is the source of this 663-nucleotide messenger RNA. The record is from RefSeq and is a predicted model, not a curated record. Lineage: Eukaryota; Metazoa; Chordata; Actinopteri; Syngnathiformes; Syngnathidae.
AUGGCGCUGGUGGAGAUCCGCGAAUACCGCGAGGGCGACGGCCCGGCGGUGCGGGAACUCUUCACUUUAGGCAUGAGCGAGCACGUGCCGACGUCCUUCGUGCACGUCCUGAAGCAACCGCUGAGCCAGAUGCUUCUGGUGUGCACCUUUUGCGCCCUCAUGGCCAGCUCCAAGUCCUUCUUGCUGCCCAUCCUUGCUGUCACACUGCUGCUGGCCGCCGCCCGCCAGCUGCUGGUCCACAAGUUCAACGGCUACAUUGAUGCGUGCUGUGGUGCCGACCUGGCCCACAUUGGUGACACCUACAUGUCGCCUCCCGACGCCUGUUUCUGGGUGGCCGAGUGCGAGGGUCGCCUUGUGGGCACCGUGUCUUGCUUGCCUAACCCCAGCUACCCGGACUGCCUGGAGCUCAAGCGCAUGUCAGUGCGGCGCGGAUACCGUCGUACCGGCGUUGCCAAAAAACUGUGCCGGACAGUAGCGGAGUUCACGCGAGCCAGGGGCUACGCCGGCGUGGUCCUGGUCACUUCGGUGGUCCAGACGGAUGCGCAAAAGCUAUACGAAGGCCUGGGCUACAGCAAGGUGCGGGAGUUUGUGGAGGCCGACAUUGCUGCCAAGCUCAUGAACUUCUCACUCUUUGAGUACAGAUUGGACCUCGUCCAAAAGUGA